UGUUGGGAACACUUUCAAUCGGAACGGAACUCCAGAAAUCGCUCUGCAUUAUGAUGCAAAGUGAUCGAAAGUGAAAUGCCGAAUUUACAGUGGACAGUGUGCGGUAUCAUUUACGUAAGAUUCGCCACAGAUCACAAUGAUCACAAUGUGUGGUGUUUGCCUCUUAUAAGUGGCCACAUCCAACGCCAACGCCGCACAGUCCACAGUCGAGGUUGAAGCGCCACGCAAAUCGAAUCGAAGCGAAUCGGAAAACCAACGUCAACCACAUCCACAAAAGAUGCUAGCCAAGCCAAAGGCCACCUCGUGGCCACUGAUGUUGCAGCUGCUGCUCCUAUCGCAAGUCAUCGCUGAUGUCAGCCAUCUAGCCAAGGAAUACUUACCGCCAGAUUUGGAACAACCCGCCGUCAAGCAGCCUCUGGCCGACGAACCCGCUCCGGUGGAGCAAGCCAUGCAAGCCAACGAUGGUGCCUACUUCCCCACAGCGGGUCUAAUGCUGCCCCUAGGCUAUGCGAUACCAACAGGUGGCAAUGUGGCUGCCCCGCCCAUGUCACCACCCAAUUUUCCGUUACCCAUCUACCCACCAUUCUUUGGAUUCGGCGUCGGACCUGACGGAUUAGCGGGCGCCCAAGUGCCGCCCGGCUUUGCCAAUCCAGCACAAUUUGCAGGUGGCGCUUUCCCCAUUCCGGCACAGGGCGGACAGUUCCCAACUGGGCCACAGGGCGGUGCAUUCGCGGCUGGACCACAAGCUGGACAGUUUUCGGCUGCCUUGCAAAAUGGCAAUUUCGCAGGCGGAGCACAAGGCGGUGCAUUCCCUGUUGCACCUCAGGGCGGUGCCUUCCCCAUUGGACCUGAGGGAGGUGCUUUCCCCAUUGCUCCUCAGGGUGGUGCUUUCCCCGUAGCACCUCAGGGCGGCGCUUUUCCCGUUGCACCUCAGGGUGGUCCAUUCCCAACUGGACCUCAAACCGGUCCAUUCCCCGUCGGACCUCAGGGUGGUCCUUUUCCCGUCGGACCUCAAAGCGGUCCCUUCCCCGUCGGACCUCAGAGCGGUCCUUUCCCCGCUGGACCCGAAGGCGGACCAUUUCCCGCUGGACCACAAAUUAGUGCGUUCCCAGCGGUACCUCAGACAGGGCCACAGGGCGUUGGACCCUUCCCAGUGGGACCCACGCCGCAGAAUCCCUUUGCACCCGACUACCUAACCACACAGGGAUUACCCGCGGCGGGCAUGCAACUGCCCUUCGGUAUGCCACCCGGCUUCGCUGGUCCCGGUCCCACAUAUCCAUAUCAGCCUUUCUCGCCCAGCUUUGGUGUACCAGGGCAGUAUUAUCAGCCGCAGCAGCAGCCACAACCGUUCGCUGAUGAACCCGAACCAGAGGCGAAUGCCAAACAAAAGAGCAGCAGCAACAGCUCGGCGUCAACAAGCACAACGGUUGCGCCCAAGAGCCGCAACAGGGACACGGUUUAUGCGCCCAACGGUGGCUACAUCUAUCAGCGUGCCAAAUGAGUUACAAGCGAUUUUAUAGCCCAGUAACGAGCUCACGGCGCUCGAACGUCUAAUAAAUUAUUAAACAAUCUUUUUUUU
Messenger RNA from Drosophila albomicans, 1579 nucleotides. Its product is annotated as collagen alpha-1(I) chain. The record is from RefSeq and is a predicted model, not a curated record. The coding region runs from base 278 to 1501 and encodes 407 amino acids. Lineage: Eukaryota; Metazoa; Arthropoda; Insecta; Diptera; Drosophilidae. The transcript has a single exon.